AUGUGCACUGGAAAGUGUGCCAAGUUCAUUGGGGGGGCCCUGUACCCCUUCGCUGUCAUCUGCAUCGUCUCCAAUACACUCCUCUUCUUUCCGGGAUGGACCUUGGAGGUCGCCGAGAACACUGGGCUGAAACUGACGAGUGAGGUUUCGACUUGCUUGGGCAUUGUGGGCGGUGGAAUACUGGUCAUCAUUACAGCUGCUCAGAUUCAUGCGUCUGGAAGGAAAGGAUGCUGCGGAAACAGAUUUGGGAUGUUCCUAUCCAUCCUGUGCGCUGCUAUUGGACUCACUGGAUCGCUGUUUUGUCUUGUCAUGUGCGUUACAGCGAUACACCGCGGGCCUGUCUGUGCCUAUGACUCGGGCCACAUUAAUACCACUGCCCAUACUACUGAGAAUGACACUCUAAUCUGGGGGCGCCCAUUCGAAUUUCCAUUGCCGGAAUACAACAAUGAAAACUAUAUCUACCAUAAGGAGUCAUGGAGUAUCUGUGUAAAACCACCAAAUGUGGUGGAGUUUAACUUAAUUCUGUUCUCCAUCCUGUUGGCUUCCAGCUCCUUUGAGGUCAUCCUGUGCGCCAUUCAGCUUUUCAAUGGUUUAUUUGGAGCAAUCUUUGGCACCUGCAUCAAAAAAGAUAUAACUGAUUACAAGGAUAUGGAGAAAGAUAAUAGUGACUAUAAUUAUAAGGACACCACAGUUAUUUGUGAGAAAAAAGAGGCCAAAUGUUGA
This is a messenger RNA of Bufo bufo (common toad), 723 nucleotides long. RefSeq names its product transmembrane 4 L6 family member 5-like. The coding region runs from base 1 to 723 and encodes 240 amino acids. Gene Ontology annotation, cellular component: membrane. NCBI's taxonomy places the organism in Eukaryota, Metazoa, Chordata, Amphibia, Anura, Bufonidae. The record is from RefSeq and is a predicted model, not a curated record. The transcript has 5 exons.